AAGUUGAACGGGUCGCAAGUCAUAACGAGAUAAAAUAUCGCAUACCAGGUAUUGUUGAAGUUCAGCUACAUCCGCGGAGACUACAGUGUUUCGGCGAGUUUUCAACGAGAUGGAACGAAUUAUUUUCAUUAUACUUUUAGCUUGGUGUAUAGGGGGUUCUAGGCAGUCUGAUAGUGACACUGUUGAAUUAGUACAUGUGAUUUUCAGGCACGGCGCUAGAACACCAGCCGCCAUUGACCUUUAUCCCAAUGAUCCUUAUAAAUUGGAUGCUUUUCUGCCUAUGGGCUACGGAGAACUAACAAAUGAGGGUAAAAAACAGGAAUACAAACUAGGCAAGAUGUUGAGAAAGAGGUACAAUACCCUACUGGGUGAAAUAUUCUACACCGACAUGAUUCGUCCUCUCAGUACGGAUUAUUCCAGAACGAAAAUGUCAGCUCAAUUACUCUUAGCCGGACUAUUUCCUCCUGCUCCUUCUCAAACGUGGGAUGAGGAUCUGCCUUGGUUACCUGUUCCUGUUGAGUACGAAAAGUACGAUGAAGAUUACCUGUUGAUAAGGCCAAACAAAUACUGCACUAAAUAUGGUAGAGAAUACAAAGACGUUCUUCAGUCCAACGACUCAAUUUCGUUUCUGAAGCAACAUCAUGAUUCUUUGGAAUAUAUCAGCAAACAUGCCGGCAAGGAAUAUAAAACGGUUGAAGAUGUAUUUGGAAUCUUCCACACUUUAAACGCUGAGUACACAAUGAAUUUGACGUUGCCAGAAUGGACGAAAAGAAUUUUUCCUGGAAUAGUAACAGAGUUUGCCAUUAAAAGAGGCGAACUCGAGAAUUUCACACCUUCUAUGAGAAAACUCAACGGAGGGCGAGUUCUUCAGCAGGUUGUGAAAGACAUGCCU
Molecule: messenger RNA, 892 nt
Organism: Leptinotarsa decemlineata (Colorado potato beetle)
Lineage: Eukaryota; Metazoa; Arthropoda; Insecta; Coleoptera; Chrysomelidae
Product: venom acid phosphatase Acph-1
Biological process (GO): dephosphorylation
Molecular function (GO): phosphatase activity
Source: RefSeq, a predicted model, not a curated record